CACUGGCAAUCAGAGGGAAAACAUAAAAAAAAGAAAAUUAGCUGCGAGUGGAAAUUGUAUUAAACGCGCUUUCCCGUUCCCGUCCUUAAUAAUUAAUUUACCGCUUUUAUGCUUGGUUUUAUUUUCGUGUCGUUUAUUCGUUAAAUAUUUUCUUUUAAGUGUUUACCCUCAUAUACAGGAAGUUUAUGCGCGCGCGUCCCCAUCUCUUCGCCCCAAUAGACCCACCCACCCAGAUCCAAGACCAAAUACCGAGGUCGGGGCACACUCCCAUAGCCAAAGACCAAUCCCAACCCCUACCCCACGUCCUGUAGUGUAAAUAAAUGGCAUCCAGCAGUGGAAUUGGAGGAGGAGCUGCAGCAGCAGCUGCUGGCUCCAUUGUAAAUGCUGACUUGUGGCGUGAGUGCGUUGCUUGGUUGACCAGAUGUAAGAUUAUACCACUCGAUCACAAGGCCGCUCUGCCUGAUGCUGAAAUUCGCAUACUGGCCAUGACCUUGCGCGAUGGAGUGCUGUUGUGCAAUCUAGUCAUUCAUCUGGAUGCCAGCAGCAUGGAUUCCCGUGAAUUCAAUCGCAAGCCACAAAUGGCCCAGUUUCUUUGCUGCAAAAACAUUAAAUUGUUUUUGGAUGUGUGUCACAAUCAUUUUGGCAUACGCGACUCUGACCUAUUUGAGCCAACCAUGCUAUACGAUUUGACCAAUUUCCAUCGGGUUCUUAUCACAUUAUCUAAGCUGUCGCAGUGUCGUAAGGUCCAGCAAAUGCAUCCGGAUUUAAUUGGCUUUAAUCUUCAGUUGUCGCCCAGCGAACGUUCCCAUUCCGAUGAGGCCAUUUACAAGGACUUGCACUCUACUGAAAUGAGAAAAACAAGCAGUAUCGAUGCUUCCGGCUCAUCAUCCGGAGCGGAAUAUUCACUCUCAUUGUCGGUGGAAGAUGAGAACAGCGAUAUAACCAUCGAGAAUGGCACCGAGGACAUCGAUGACUACAUUGAAGACUCACUAUCCAAUAUGUGCGAUACAUCGAUUGAUCAAGAUAGUGCUGCAACCGCCGCAUGUGCAUCCGUCCAAGGCAACAAUCAUUGCCUCAGAGCUCUAUCAUUUGAUCUGGCAUUGGAUAGUGAUUGCCGUUUACCAGCAAAUCAUCCUAGUGAUACCUCCAUAACACCCACACCGGAAUCAGCUGCUCUCCAGCAGCAAUUAGCCACAGUAACAGCCACGGGAGGGGAAAUGAUGCCACCACUCGAAUCUCCAUCGUCGCCCAAACCAAGCACAUCGACGGCGGCUGCUGCUGCUGCUGCAUAUGCCGCAGGAUCUUCUGCGCGCCAUGUAUCAAACUCAUCUUCGUCGUCGUCAUUGUUUGUAAGCGAGAGCCAACGAUUGCAACGAGCCGCCGCCGCUGUCUACAAUUAUAGAUCAUCGAUGGCAUCCACCGAGCAUGAGUAUGCCUAUAUAAAUGAUAUUUAUAGCGAGGACGAUGAGAAGGUCUACGAGGAUUUAUGCUAUGUCACCUUCCAGUCUAAGGUUAAACCAGAGGUUACAACAGACAAUAUUGCAUGCAAUGGAACCGUUUACGAUCACACCAACACAAAAGAGGAGGAGGUCUACCAAGACUUGUGCGCCCUGCAUAGGACGAGAAGCCAGACAACAUCGGCAACGAGUUUUGAGCAACGAGAUUAUGUGAUUCGCGAACUAAUCGACACGGAGUCCAACUACUUGGAUGUGCUGAACGCAUUGAAGGCCAAAUUUAUGAGUCCACUGGAAAGGCAUCUAAAUCAAGAUGAACUGCGUCUCAUAUUUCCUCGGAUACGAGAACUCGCCGAUAUACAUACUAGAUUCUUGGAGAAGCUUAGGGAGUCACUAGUCACGAACACAAAACUGAAACUGGGUCAAGUAUUCCUUGAAUUCCGCGAACCCUUUCUCAUCUAUGGCGAGUACUGCUCUUGUCUCCUCAAUGCCAUCGACUAUCUGGCUGAUGUGUGCAAAAAGAACCAGAUCAUUGAUCAACUGGUACAGAAGUGCGAGCGUGACUAUAAUGUGGGAAAACUGCAGCUACGCGACAUCCUUUCCGUGCCCAUGCAGCGAAUCCUGAAAUACCAUUUGCUGCUCGACAAACUAGUAAAGGAGACUUCGCCGCUGCACGAGGAUUACCGCUCAUUAGAGCGGGCAAAGGAGGCCAUGAUUGAUGUGUCCCAGUACAUAAAUGAGGUGAAACGAGAUUCCGACCAUUUGGUAAUCAUCCAGAAGGUCAAGGACAGCAUAUUUGACCUUAAUUUGCUACAGAAUGGAGAUGAUUUGCUUCAAUAUGGACGCCUGUUACUUGACGGCGAUCUUCAUAUCAAGGCACAUGAGGAUCAGAAAACCAAAUUGCGUUACGCCUUUGUCUUUGACAAGAUACUCAUUCUGGUCAAGCCACUGCACAUCAAAACGGGCGACAUGCAGUACACAUUUCGGGAUUCGCACAAUCUGGCUGACUACCGUGUGGAGCAAAGUCAUUCCCGUCGGACUUUGGGUCGGGAUACUCGUUUUAAAUAUCAAUUGCUUCUGGCCCGCAAAUCGGGCAAGACAGCCUUUACUUUGUACCUGAAAUCUGAGCACGAGCGGGACAAAUGGCGUAAGGCUCUCACAGAGGCAAUGGAAAGUCUUGAUCCACCUGGUUGUCGAAAUACAGAUCACAAAAUGGAAAUCUAUACCUUUGACGCCCCCACCACGUGUCGGCAUUGCUCAAAAUUUCUUAAGGGCCGCAUCCAUCAGGGCUAUCGAUGCAAGGUCUGCCAGAUCAGUGUGCACAAGGGCUGCAUCUCGUCCACGGGUCGUUGCAAACAGAAUGCGGUUAGUGUGCCCCCGCCAGUCUGUGAUCGCCAGUUAUCCGAGUUUAAUUGGUUUGUUGGCAAUAUGGAUCGUGAGACGGCGGCAAAUCGUCUUGAAAACCGUCGGAUCGGCACGUAUCUGUUGCGCGUGCGUCCACAGGGUCCGUCGACAGCCCAUGAGACAAUGUAUGCGUUGAGUUUGAAAACCGACGAUCAUGUAAUUAAGCAUAUGAAAAUUAACCAGGAGAACGAUGGCGAAUCAAUGUUGUAUUGUUUAUCUUCACGAAGGCAUUUUAAAACCAUUGUUGAGCUGGUCUCUUACUAUGAACGCAAUGAUUUGGGAGAGAAUUUCGCAGGGUUAAAUCAAUCAUUGCAGUGGCCAUACCGCGAGGUAAUUGCCACCGCCCUCUAUGACUAUGAACCAAAGGCGGGUAGUAACCAACUGCAAUUGCGGACCGAUUGUCAGGUUCUGGUGAUUGGCAAAGAUGGCGAUAGUAAGGGCUGGUGGCGUGGCAAAAUUGGAGAUACUGUCGGCUAUUUCCCAAAGGAAUACGUGCAGGAACAUCCGCCCACCAGCGAUGAGCUUUGAUAUUACAACUACGAGAUAUACUUUGCUCCCAAAAGUACGCCCACAACGGCAGCCAUGUCUGAGUCACCGGUCUCCACACCGACUUCAACCACCACAACUACGAUCACUACCCCCCUUCACGCUCACAAUACCAUCGAUCAUAUCCCCUAGUUAAUUAUUGAAAUAUUAAUCUAUAUACAAAUUCAGAGUUCUUAUCGCAUCUUCACAUUGUUGAUUGGAAAGCGUUGUUCUAAGCGUGCCCCACAUAUAGUAACCCAGACACACUUACCAUAUUUAUAUGCUUUAGAUUAGAGAAAUUUUCCGAUUUAAUAUGAUGUACUCUUAGUGAUUCACAUAUACUAAAAUCGUUUAUGAGGACUAUCGUAUCGAAAGUUUUGCAAAAAUUAUGCAAAUGGAACGGAAAGCUAUUUUCCUAAGAUCCCAAAAGUGUUUGUAAAUCUUGUUUCUUCUAUUCCAUAGUGUUUUUACUUCUCUUUCUUUUUUGUUCUGUUCGUUAACCCUUUGUGCCAACAACAUAAACAUUUACAGAUAAUUCAUUUACUAAGGUUCAUUCAAUGUUACGAGUAGUUAUUAGUUCAUAAUUUAUUAUAAUGUUUGUUUAAACAUUGUAUAUGGCAAAUAUACAAUAUGCGAAUA
Molecule: messenger RNA, 4022 nt
Organism: Drosophila willistoni
Lineage: Eukaryota; Metazoa; Arthropoda; Insecta; Diptera; Drosophilidae
Gene: Vav
Product: protein vav
Exons: 10
Coding region: 321-3386 (1021 amino acids)
Biological process (GO): regulation of GTPase activity; cell migration
Cellular component (GO): cytoplasm
Molecular function (GO): guanyl-nucleotide exchange factor activity; protein binding
Source: RefSeq, a predicted model, not a curated record